UCAUUCCUUAAGUAGGGCAGCACUCACAUCUAGCUCAGUAAAUAAAUACCAGGAAGAAUAAAAGAAAAAUAGCAACAGGCAGGUGGAUUAACAGCCCAAUCCUGCAGCUUGGGGAAGGAUUUCCUCUUUUUCCUUUGUUAGUCUAUUAGGUAAGGUGUGUGCCAAACAGAUUUUAAAAGCACCUGAGAAAAGCAAUGACAAAUAGUAUCUGGGCUCACAGAAGCCCAGGUGGUUUUGACAUUCCUCCAAAUAGCCAGGAGGGAGCCUCCCGGAUCUUCGGCUCUUCGUUAGAUGGAGGAGAGUCAUAGGGAAGACCAUCGGGCUUUGCUCAACCAAGGAGAGGAGAAUGAACUGGAGGUGUUUGGUUACCGUACCCAGCGUCUACGGCGAGCACUCUGCCUCCUCACAUCUGUGCUGACCUGUGGGCUCCUUCAGCUGGUGUUCUACUGGAGGCCACAGUGGGGAGUAUGGGCCAGCUGCCUCCAGUGCCCCUUGCAAGAAGCAGACACUGUUUUGCUGAGAACAACCGAUGAAUUUCAAAGGUAUAUGAGGAAGAAGGUUUUCUGCCUCUACUUAUCCACACUGAAGUUUCCUAUAAGCAAGAACCCAGAAGAACCCCUAGUGGCUGAUCGCCACUCUGUCAUAAACCAAGCUGUAAUGAAGCCAGAAUUAAAACUGCGAUGCAUUCAAGUGCAGAAACUCAGGUAUGUUUGGGUCAACUUGGAGAAGAAAUUUCAGAAAGUUGGAUUGUUAGAAGACAGCAACUCCUGCUAUGACAUCCAUCAUACAUUUGGAUUGGGCCUGACCAGUGAAGAGCAAGAGGUCAGGAGAUUAGUGUGUGGACCCAACACCAUUGAAGUGGAAAUCCAACCCAUAUGGAAACUGCUUGUUAAACAGGUUUUAAAUCCAUUCUAUGUGUUUCAAGCUUUCACACUCACGUUGUGGCUAUCUCAAGGUUACAUAGAAUACUCUGUGGCCAUCAUCAUCUUGACUGUUAUGUCCAUUGUCUUGAGUGUAUAUGAUUUGCGACAGCAAUCAGUCAAGCUGCACAACCUUGUGGAGGAACACAACAAAGUCCAGGUUACAAUCAUGGUCAAAGACAUAGGUUUACAGGAGCUGGAAUCACGUCUCCUGGUCCCCGGAGAUAUUCUUAUUCUUCCAGGGAAGUUUUCGUUGCCGUGUGAUGCUGUUCUGAUUGAAGGGAGUUGUGUGGUGAACGAAGGCAUGCUCACAGGAGAAAGUAUCCCUGUCACCAAGACACCACUGCCCCAGAUGGAGAACACCAUGCCCUGGAAAUCACACAGCUUGGAGGAUUACCGGAAACACGUCCUUUUCUGUGGGACGGAAGUUAUCCUGGUCAAGCCCUCUGGGCAGGGGCCUGUAAGGGCAGUCGUUUUGCAAACAGGUUAUAACACAGCCAAAGGGGACUUGGUGAGAUCCAUCCUCUACCCCCGGCCUCUGAACUUCAAACUAUACAGUGAUGCCUUCAAGUUCAUGGUAUUCCUGGCCUGCCUUGGUGUCCUGGGCUUUUUCUAUGCCCUAGGGGUAUACAUGUACCAUGAAGUGCCUCCAAAGGACACUGCAACCAUGGCCCUGAUCCUCCUCACUGUCACUGUGCCCCCUGUGCUGCCAGCUGCCCUGACCAUGGGGAUCGUGUAUGCCCAGAAGAGGCUGAAGAAGAAGGAAAUCUUCUGCAUCUCGCCCCAGAGAAUCAACAUGUGUGGGCAAAUCAACCUUGUGUGCUUUGACAAAACUGGCACUCUAACAGAAGAUGGGUUGGACCUCUGGGGGACUGUCCCUACUGCUGACAACUGUUUCCAAAAAAUCCACAGCUUUGUCUCAGGCAAGGCUUUGCCAUGGGGGCAACUGUGUGCCGCCAUGGCCAGCUGCCACUCUCUGAUCCUCCUUGAUGGGACCAUCCAGGGAGACCCUCUGGACCUCAAAAUGUUUGAGGGCACUGCUUGGAAAAUGGAAGAGCACAAUGUAGACUCCUGCAAAUUUGGGUUGUCAGCUUCCAACAUAACAAUAAAACCGGGACCCAAAGCCAGUCAGAGUCCUGUGGAAGCCAUCACCAUUUUGCGUCAGUUUCCCUUUUCCUCGAGUCUGCAGAGGAUGUCUGUGAUUGCUCGGCUGGCCGGGGAAGAUCACUGCCAUGUGUACAUGAAAGGAGCCCCGGAGAUGGUGGCCAAGUUCUGCAGAUCUGAUACAGUGCCCAGGAAUUUCCCACAGGAGCUGAGGAAUUACACAGUGCAAGGCUUCCGUGUUAUCGCCCUUGCCCAUAAAGCCUUGAAGAUGAAGAAGCUUUCAGAAGUGGAGCAUUUAUCCAGAGAGAAAGUGGAGUCAGAGUUAACAUUUCUGGGACUUCUCAUAAUGGAGAAUCGCUUGAAAAAGGAAACCAAACCAGUGCUGAAGGAGCUGAGGGAGGCCCACAUCAGGACGGUGAUGAUCACAGGUGACAACCUUCAAACAGCCAUUACUGUUGCAAAGAAUUCUGAAAUGAUUCCUCCAGGCAGCCAAGUGAUUAUCGUGGAAGCCAAUGAACCAGAUGAGUUUGUGCCUGCCUCUGUGACCUGGCAGCUGGUGGAGAACCAGGAGAUGGGACCAGGGAAGAAAGAAAUCUCCAUUAACAUUGGAAAGGCCUCAGGCCCUGAUGGGGAAAGACAGAGCUGCUACCAUUUUGCAAUGAGUGGGAAAUCAUACCAGGUGAUAUUUCAGCAUUUCAACAGCUUGCUUCCAAAAAUUCUGGUGAAUGGAACCAUCUUUGCAAGAAUGUCUCCUGGGCAGAAGUCAAGCCUUGUUGAAGAAUUUCAGAAAUUAAAUUAUUAUGUGGGCAUGUGUGGCGAUGGAGCUAAUGACUGUGGGGCCUUGAAAAUGGCUCACGCAGGAAUCUCACUGUCAGAACAGGAAGCAUCUGUGGCAUCACCUUUUACCUCGAAAAUAGCCAACAUUGAGUGUGUGCCUCAUCUCAUCAGAGAAGGCCGAGCUGCUCUGGUUUCAUCCUUUGGGGUAUUUAAAUACCUGACCAUGUAUGGCAUAAUUCAAUUCAUUGGUACAUCAUUGCUCUAUUGGCAACUGCAACUCUUUGGGAAUUAUCAGUAUCUCAUGCAAGAUGUAGCCAUUACUCUGAUGGUCUGCUUAACAAUGAGUUCAACUCAUGCCUACCCAAAGCUGGCUCCAUAUAGACCAGCAGGACAGCUCCUCUCCCCGCCUUUGCUGCUCUCUGUCUUUUUGAAUUCCUGUUUCAGCUGCAUAGUGCAGAUAUCGGCAUUUCUGUGUGUGAAGCAGCAACCCUGGUAUUGUGAGGCCUACCGAUACAGUGAGUGCUUUCUGGCUAACCAAAGUAAUUUCUCAAUAAAUGGGAGUUCGGAAAGAAACUGGCCUGGAAAUGCAACCCUGACUCCCGGCUCCAUUCUGAGUUUUGAGAGUACCACAUUGUGGCCCAUCACCACGCUCAACUGCAUCACUGUAGCUUUCAUCUUUUCAAAGGGAAAGCCGUUUCGAAAACCCAUCUAUACAAACUAUAUAUUUUCAUUUCUGCUGAUAUCUGCAUUGGGCCUCACAAUCUUCAUCAUGUUUUCCAAUUUUCAAGAUAUAUACCAUGGAAUGGAAUUCAUUCCGACCAUAACUUCUUGGAGGGUUUUGAUUUUGGUGGCAGCCCUUACCCAAUUCUGUGUGGCCUUCUUUGUAGAGGAUGCUAUUCUUCAAAACCGUGAGCUCUGGCUGUUGAUCAAGAAAGAAUUUGGGUUCCACUCUAAAAGUCAGUACAGAGCCUGGCAAAAAAAGCUGGCAGAAGACUCUACCUGGCCUCCCACAAACAGGACAGAUUAUUCAGGCGAUGGCAAAAAUGGAUUCUACAUCAACAGAGGCUAUGCAAGCCCUGAACAGGUUCCAAAAAAACAACUCGGCUUGGGAGACCCAACCACAGAGCAGCACUUUUGGACUAGAUUGUAAUCAGAAUUAUCAUCGUACAUGUUUAACAGGAUCAAUUCUUUUCACCAAAUCUAAGACAUUGUGCACAGCUGGUGAUUUCUCUUCUUUCUCCACUGGGGCAUUUAAAGUACAUUUUUCAAUGUAUUCAGCCUUACAAGAAAGGACCCUCAAUAUACUUAUUUUGAUUGCAUCAUUUGCCAUUGAAAGAGAGAAAAAUGCAUUUCUCAAAUUAUCAUUUUUAAUAAACUUGAUUCAUAUUGAAUAGCAUUAUCCUAUCUAAACUGCACAGAUUUCAAGGUAGUGAAAUUAAUAGUAUGAAUAUCAGCAGAAGAAAAGAAAAUAGGUGAAAUGUCUGAUCUUUGAAACUUUUACCAAUAGGUUGGCCCAAGCUUACUUACAUUCUGUAUUGAUGUGUGAAGGAUAUCUAUGUACCCAACUUACCUAAUGUCACAAAGCUCCCUUUUUUGCUUCUUUUAUAAGCUUUUAAGGGAGAAAUGGGAAUUAACAUCAACUUCAGACUGUUCACCUUUGACUAUUAGAGUAAGCUCACUAAGGAAAGUACUUGUUAUGUGAGUAUCCAUUACAUGACAAUUCACAGGUUCCUAAGCAAUCUGAAGUUCUAUUUGAUCUUUUAAUUAUCCAAGCCAUUGUAUUAGAUAUAUUUUAAAUAUUAGAUAUAUUUUAAAUGGGUAUAGCAUUUACAAAGACAUUCUGCACACAUUUACCUUUAAUGCCUAUGUCAUACUCACUGUGAGAGGAAAUUUAUUCCUUGUGAAUAUUUAAAAUUGUCUCCUAGGCUUUCCUUGUAAUAAUAAAUCUAAUUUUGCUAAUUUACCAAAUCUUUAACAGAUCAAAGACAAUUACUUAACCAGUCACUUUCCCUGGGUGCCAAUUAUGUGUCUAAGCCUGCAAUAUAUGGUUUCAAUAUAGGAUGGUCUUGAGUUUAAAAUUCUGGUCUUUAGGAUUGACAACAUUUUUAACAUUUUAGCAAUAUGUAGUUAUAAAUUGCAUUUUAGACUGUUAUACAAGCCAACAGUACAAAUAUAAAUUCUUAUAAAAACAAACACUCUGUGUUUACAUUUUUCUUGUGUUCACAUGUCUUUGAGUGAUGAUUUCCAACAUAGUAGCUAUGUUAAAGAUAAAAAUAAGGUGAGAUUUUCAGCUUAUGAUUAAGAAAUAUAUGUCAACUGAAAACAUAUGGUAGCUCGGGUUCCUUGAGCUGACAUUACUGUAUUUAGUAAUUUGGCUUUUAGAAUGAAAAGGUUCAAUGGAUACUCUAUGGUAUUUAGA
Messenger RNA from Oryctolagus cuniculus (rabbit), 5220 nucleotides. It is a transcript of the gene ATP13A5, whose product is annotated as ATPase 13A5. Gene Ontology annotation, molecular function: P-type ion transporter activity; ATPase-coupled monoatomic cation transmembrane transporter activity; polyamine transmembrane transporter activity. NCBI's taxonomy places the organism in Eukaryota, Metazoa, Chordata, Mammalia, Lagomorpha, Leporidae. Gene Ontology annotation, biological process: intracellular calcium ion homeostasis; polyamine transmembrane transport. Gene Ontology annotation, cellular component: late endosome membrane. The record is from RefSeq and is a predicted model, not a curated record.